AUGAGGUGCUGCGGAGCACGCUGUUUACUUCUUGUUGCUCUGGCAGUGGCAGGCUUGGCUUAUAUAGCCUAUGUCCCAGUGCCUGAUGACUUUGAUAAUCCCUGGGAGAUAAGGCCCAUUAUAUGGUCUACAAAACUAGGACCUUAUUUGUUAUGGCUGGGAGAGAAGCUGGGUUAUGGAACAGAGCUGGAGCAGCUGCGUGCCCUGUUUGAGAAGGUGGGAGACAUGGUGCCUCCAGACCCUAACUCCACUGUAAAGAUCUUUCAGGUUACAAAAACAAAGUUUAAUGGAGUAAAUGUUCGAGUAUAUGAUCCCAAUAAAAGUAAAGGAAAAAGACCUGCUCUCAUAUAUUUACAUGGAGGUGGUUGGACAAUGGGAAGUUCUGCUGUAUAUGACAGCAUCACAAGAAGCAUUGCAGAAGAACUGGGGAUGGUAGUGGUCUCUGUCGAUUAUCGGUUGGCCCCAGAACACAAAUACCCAGCUGGUUUGGAGGACAGUAUGGCAGUGACUGUGUAUCUGCUGGAGAAUUCUGUUAAGUAUAAUGUGGACCCCAACAGAGUGGCUGUGGGAGGUGACAGUGCCGGUGGUAACUUAGCAGCAGCAGUUGCACUGAAACUCAGAGACCAGAAUGUGACGCCAGUUCUAAAACAACAACUCCUUAUCUACCCUGCUCUCCAGGCCAUAGACAAUCAGCUCCCCUCAGCGCAGCAGAACAGCAAACUCGGCAUUAUUUUAAAGACUGAACUCAUGGUGAAAUUUUGGUUGUCCUACUCCUUAGGGGUUGCAAAUGCAGAUGUUAACCAAUUGAACCUGCUGCUCAACAACCAGCACCUUUCAGGGCAGGCUCUAAGGAGAGGAAGAGAGUUUGUGCAUCCUUCAUUACUGGAGGAGAAGUAUAUUCCAAAGGACUAUAAACCAUGCAAAAACCAAGGCUUGUCAAAGCCACCUAUUUCUGCAGAAUUUGAACGUGUAGUGAUGGAUCCAUAUUUCAGUCCGGUCAUGGCUGAGACUCUGCAGGGGGUCCCUGAGGCGUGCCUCAUCACUGCAGAAUAUGACAUCUUGAGGGACGAUGGUUUGUUGUUCAAAAGGCGUUUAGAGGAGGCGAAGGUCAAGGUUACACACCACCAUUACAAGAUAUUCCACGGGAUUUUCAUUGAACCACACAGUCACAUGAAAAUGUUUGCACAAGUUCACAGAGAUGUUUUGGUUUGUUUGAAACAUGUGUAAUAAAUUUAAAAAAUGCUUUACAACAUGUUUAAGCUAAGGUUACAGUAAUAAAUCUUAAACUUUCAGAUCAGAAAUUGUGAUUGGGGGAGGGAAAACUUCAAAAGGAUAAAAAGAAUAUUUAUCCAAUAGUUGAGUCAUUCAAAUACUAGCUAGCAAUUGCACCUUCUUCUGUAUUUAAAAUUACAAUGCAAACAUUUGUUCUGAUUAUGUGAUGACAUAUUAAUUUUCAAAAGGCUAAGGUGCAGUACAUAUAAUAGUUGGCUUUGCAUAAAACUGGGCCCACUUGGCCUGGAAAAUUUACUGAGUUACACAAACACUUGAGUAAAUUGAUAUUCAUGUACCAACUAAUAUCAAGGAAAGAAAUUUGUUCCAAGAUAUUUGUUCGAGAAUAACAGUGAUUAGAAAGAACAGAUGAUGUGUUAAUAUGAAGAGUCCACUGUAGUUAAAUCUUUCAUUGUUUAAAUUGUUAAAGUUAACUGUUAUGUUAUCACUGUUAUUAUCUUUUUUACAAGCUUUAAUCAUUGUAUCUUUUGUAUUUUAUAAUUUAUACACUUUUUACAUGAACAUUUUAAAGUAAAUAUUAUGUAUUCAGAUUGAUAAUGCACUGGCUUUGAAAUGUAAUAAUACGAAACUAUCUCUCAGUAGUGACUAAAAGAUCAUUCACACAGAUAUUUAGAUCGAUCUAUCCCCCUGGGGAGUCUCACUAAAUUGCUGUCA
This is a messenger RNA of Lingula anatina, 1944 nucleotides long. Its product is annotated as arylacetamide deacetylase-like. The record is from RefSeq and is a predicted model, not a curated record. Lineage: Eukaryota; Metazoa; Brachiopoda; Lingulata; Lingulida; Lingulidae. Gene Ontology annotation, molecular function: hydrolase activity.